GGGGCGCUACUUUUCUUAAAGCGUGCGACGCCAUUUUACUUUGUGAAUUUUACCGAAAUUUCAAAAAUUAAUAACAUACAAAACGGUAAUAUUUGUUUAAAGUCGCAUAAAAGGGCAACCCAUUUUAACAAUGAAGAGGAGUCGCUCAUUUAAAGAAGGUGACAAAGUUUUUGCGAAAAUAAAAGGAUAUCCAGCAUGGCCGGCAGUUAUUUUAGGGAAAAGUGGUAAAAAAUUCAAUGUACAAUUUUACGGAACUGGAGAAACGGGCUUUAUUAAGCCUGAAGAUAUUUUUUAUUACCUUAAAAAUAAGGAUCAAUUAGUCAAAGGAUCAAAAAAGAAGGAGUUUAAGGACGCUAUUGAACAGAUUGAAAAAGCUAUAACUGAGGAUGGAACAGAUGGUGAUGAUUCCACUCUUGAUGGGAAUGCCCCAGCUCCUAAAAGAAAGAGAAGUAAUUCGGAAAAAUCUUCAGACUCUGUUCCAUCAAAAGUUAGCAGUAAUGCUAGAAAUUCUGAAAGUGAAGGAGAAUCAAACAUGAGUGAAAAUACUACAGAUGGUCCAAGUGAAUGUCCUAAAAAUGUGAACGAGAGUAUCAAUUUUGGGACAGCUGAUGAAAAUAACAGUGCACAAGUUGAUGAAGAUUUACCAUUUUUGCCAAACGUUAAAAUAGUGUCAGAGCUCAAUUUAAAAAAUUGGAUUAUUUAUGCAGAUGCAGUUAAAGAAAAACCUGAGUUAUACAAAUCCCGACCUGUGGACCAACGCUGUUACUUUGAAAACCAAGUAUUUCCGGUUUUGCUUCCUUCCGGCAAAUAUGCGGGACUAAAACUCCACAAAAAAUGGCCAUUACACUUUGCUAAUGAAUAUGAAUGUGCUCUUUAUGACAGUGAUACAGCCUCCAGAGUGCUUCUCCUUAAGGAUGCAGUUACUAGUGGCGAAAUAACCCCCUCCAGCAACCCUGAGUCAUUCCUUGAUGAUUUUGAUUUGACUGAAACUGAAAUAAAACGAGAUGCUGAAAUGAAACUCAUAAACAGCAAAUAUAAAAGAGUAGAGAGAUUAAGAUCAGAAUCUAGCUUGGUUGAACUUGACGCAAAAAUUAAAAAUUGUUUAGGUUUAAAUAAAGCUGACCCAAAGAAAGCGUUGGAAUUCUUGGAUAGUUUACUGGAGAUAAAUAUGGAUGAAAUUAUGCUAAAGAAACAUUCUCAUGUUGUUGAAAUGAUCAGAAGGUUGAGAAAAUACGUGGGGAACGUAGAAGAGUGGAAUUUAACGCCUGAGGAGUUUGAAAUUUUCAAGAACGACGCACAGAAAGUGCGAACUAAAGCGGAUGAAAUUUAUAAGAAAUUCAAAUCUGUUUGUAAAUUACCGGCGGGGUCUGUUAACUUUUGGGACGGUUUUAAUGACAUCGUUCGGAAAUUUAGGGAGGAUUGUAUCCAUUUAAAUAAUAGGGAAGUUUUUGUUUUGUGUGCAGAGCCAUAUUCGCGUCAAGCUAUUAUUGAUCGACUUGAACAAGAAGAAGAGUUACAAGAAGCUGAUAUUCACCGUCCAGUUGAAAAUGAAACUGAUAAAGUGGAACAAUCACAGUGAUGUUGCAAGUACAUAAAGACGAGAAUUUACUUUAUUACUGCUUUUGUUAAAUAAGUAAACAUUUUUUUUCAUAUAAAGGACACUAUUUACGA
Tribolium madens (black flour beetle) is the source of this 1671-nucleotide messenger RNA. RefSeq lists its product as uncharacterized. Gene Ontology annotation, biological process: regulation of transcription by RNA polymerase II. Gene Ontology annotation, molecular function: transcription coregulator activity; double-stranded DNA binding. The transcript has 9 exons. The record is from RefSeq and is a predicted model, not a curated record. The coding region runs from base 131 to 1579 and encodes 482 amino acids. NCBI's taxonomy places the organism in Eukaryota, Metazoa, Arthropoda, Insecta, Coleoptera, Tenebrionidae. Gene Ontology annotation, cellular component: nucleus.